Messenger RNA from Lodderomyces jiufengensis, 1542 nucleotides. Its product is annotated as rRNA-processing protein. The transcript has a single exon. The coding region runs from base 1 to 1542 and encodes 513 amino acids. Gene Ontology annotation, cellular component: nucleolus; nucleus. NCBI's taxonomy places the organism in Eukaryota, Fungi, Ascomycota, Pichiomycetes, Serinales, Debaryomycetaceae. Gene Ontology annotation, biological process: maturation of SSU-rRNA from tricistronic rRNA transcript (SSU-rRNA, 5.8S rRNA, LSU-rRNA). The record is from RefSeq and is a predicted model, not a curated record.
AUGGCAAAAAAGACGUUAGCUGAUGAAAUUGCCAAUUUUUAUAAACCUAAAAAUGAUUAUGAUAUAGAAGAUUUUGAUUCAGGUAGAUCUCAAAAGGAUUUAUUUCAACAUAAUGAUGAAGAAGAUGAUGAGGAAUUGAAUUCAGAAAAUGAAGUAUCAGAUGAAGAAUUAAAAAAUCAACAUUAUGUUGAAUCACUGAAAUCAAAGUUGAGAGAUCAACAAAAUUUAAAUUUAGGGGAAAAAUAUACUGGUGAUGUAAUAAGUAGAGAUCAAUUAUAUGAUGAGUCUGGUGAUGAAGAAGAAAGCGAAGAAGAAGAAUUGGAAGAAGAACAUGAAGACGAUGAUGAUGAAGAACAAGAAGAAGAACCAGAAAUAGAAGACGAAAGUGCUGAUGAUGAAGAGGAAGAUUUAGACUCAAAAUUAUCUCAAGAAUCACAAGAUGAAGAAUCAGAAGAAGAUUUCGAUGAACCCACAAAAUCUUUGUCAUCACAUAAAAAUAAUAUAGUAAAACAAUUAUUAGCCAAAGAGAAAACUCAUAUAAUAAACAGAUUAUCACAAUCAACUGUGAAUGACGUAUUAAAAGGUUAUUCAGUACAACAACAAUAUAAAACUUAUGAAAAAUUAGUGGAAUUAAGAAUAAAAUUUCAAAAGUCAAUAACUAGUAUAAAUCAGUUACCAAUAAAUUCUAAGACAUACUACGAAAAUAAAUCUAAAGAUAGUGAUGAAUUAUUAGAAGAUGCAAAAUUUCAAACUCUAGAAUUAUUGAAAAAUAUAUUAAUUUUAAGAUCAAAAUUAGAAAAAACUACCAUUAAACAACCUAAAAAGAGAACAUACGAAGCAUACUCAAAAACCACUGAAUCUGCAGAUUCGAAUUUAAAUGCUCAAAGAGCUUUAGUACUUAACAAGUGGUCAUCAAAAAUACAAAAUUCUUCUGGUAAUUCAGCUAUAAAUAAUAAUAAAUUUAAAUCCAUUAACCAAUCUUUCGAACAACAAGUUAAAAAUAAUUUAUCAGAUAUAGAUAGAUUAGUGAAAAGAACUAAAUUGAAUAGAAGACAAGUCACUCCAUUGGGGUAUUCAGAUGAAGCACCAACAAAUGAAGAAGAACAAAACAAUGAUGAUAUACCACAAGAAAACAAUAUACGUAAAAAGUCUCAUGGACAAGAAAAUCAAUUUAUAUUCGAUGAUGAAGAUUUUUACAGAAUUUUAUUGAACGAUUUAGUCGACAAAAAAAUCCAAUCAUCAGAAUCAUCAACCACUUCAAAUAUAAAUAUGAUAAAAUCAGUUCAAAGAUCAAAUAAAUUGAAAAACAACAUAGACACAAAAGCUUCAAAGGGAAGAAAAUUAAGGUAUCAUAUUCAAGAUCAAAUUGCAAAUUUUGAAACUUCCACUGGUGGUUGGAAAUGGAAUGAUGAUCAAAUCGAUGAAUUUUUUGCUUCGUUAUUAGGUCAAAAAGUUAAUAUGAAUGAAGAUGAUGAUGCAGAUGAAAAUGAAGAAGUUGAAGAAGAGAAUAUUGAAAGUAAUGGUAUACGACUCUUUGGAUAA